CAACGAGAGAAGAUGGACCAAACCGAACUAGUCAAACCAGAAACUUUGGACGAUUUGAUUCAAACUCUGCACAAGAUUUUUGAAAGUGACAAUAUUAAUGUGGAGGAGGUGCAGAACAUCAUGGAAGCGUAUGACAGUAAUCCUCAGGAAUGGAUGAAAUUUGCCAAAUUUGACCAGUACAGAUACACCAGGAAUCUUGUUGAUGAGGGAAAUGGAAAAUUCAACCUGAUGAUUUUAUGUUGGGGUGAAGGGCACGGCAGCAGUAUCCACGAUCACACGGACUCGCACUGUUUCAUGAAGCUGCUACAGGGACAGUUGAAGGAAACUUUAUUCGACUGGCCGGAUCGCAAACUCCUGGGUGGGAUGGUCCAGAAAUCCCAGCGGAUCUUACAGGAAAACCAGUGCGCUUACAUUAACGACUCCAUCGGACUCCAUCGGGUGGAGAACGUCAGUCACACGGAGAGCGCCGUGAGUUUGCACCUGUACAGUCCGCCGUUCCAGGUGUGUCGGACGUUUGACCAGCGCACCGGACACCACAACACCGUCAAAAUGACCUUCUGGAGUAAAUAUGGCGAGAGGACGCCGUAUGAAACAACAAUUUCACAAGAAAACAACUGAGACAUUCAGCGAUGCUCAUCGGACCUCACAGACACCUGCAGUGACUUUAAACUCACACACUGAUCCAACAACACUUCUGAAGAUUUGCAGAAAACGGUGGAAAAUUGAGCUUGUGGUAAUAAAUGAUGUUUAAUCUAGUUUAAUGUUGGCAAACGCUGCCGAGAGACAGAAGGUCUGAAUAGUCGUAUUAGUCGAGUGAAUUUCCUCUUUGUUGUUUAAGACCCAUCCCAGCAUUCCUGUGUGUCUGUGAGCGUGUAAUCACUCUUUUGUGCUCUUACGGGACGGGAGCGCUUUGGCUGAAGUAUAUAAUUUAUGAGAAAAAAUAUAUUUGUCUUUCCUUUUGUUCCACUCAAACGAGUCUCCAAAAAUGGCCUUGAUAAACAUGAUAGUUUAGCAUAAAACGCAGCACUUGAGAAAUGUUUUAAUGAAUAAUCUCCAUCAAUAUGUGUUUGUAUAUUCAGUGUUUUCCACUAUUGCAGAGUUUACUCUUAUGAAUUUUGCCGUCAGUAAUAAACAUGAGAACAAGAA
This is a messenger RNA of Xyrauchen texanus (razorback sucker), 1146 nucleotides long. Its product is annotated as cysteine dioxygenase type 1-like. The record is from RefSeq and is a predicted model, not a curated record. Gene Ontology annotation, molecular function: ferrous iron binding; cysteine dioxygenase activity. The transcript is spliced from 5 exons. The coding region runs from base 13 to 618 and encodes 201 amino acids. Gene Ontology annotation, biological process: L-cysteine catabolic process. Lineage: Eukaryota; Metazoa; Chordata; Actinopteri; Cypriniformes; Catostomidae.